Molecule: messenger RNA, 3489 nt
Organism: Laetiporus sulphureus 93-53
Lineage: Eukaryota; Fungi; Basidiomycota; Agaricomycetes; Polyporales; Laetiporaceae
Exons: 2
Coding region: 1-3489 (1162 amino acids)
Source: RefSeq, a predicted model, not a curated record
AUGGACCGUGCCUGUUAUGGUCGCGUGGGAACAAUUCAUUCUGCGUGUCCCUGGGACCUGCCCGACGAUUAUGAACGGCCAGGUUCUCGCUGUCUGCGGUCUGCGACCAUCUCCGGCUCGUCUUCGUUGCAUGCAACGUCCGCGGCCCGAAUGUCGACGGCGGUCGGUGUCGCCCCCAGCAGCCCCCAGGAUCCAACUCGCACUGCUCGUUCAGACUCGGUGGCCAGCAAUUCGAGUGCAGGGGGCACGUCGCUACGACGUCGAUCGCGUACGAAGACACGGACGCUCAACCUUGCAAAACGGGGGAAAAGUUUAGGGCCGUCGGGUAGUGGUGCCGAACGCGUCGGGGACGAUUCAGUCAGCGCCCCCGCCGCCCAAGAUGCAAUACCUCCAUUACCGCGAGCGCUCUGUGACGAGCGCGAGGUGUUAUGGAAACCCGAGCUGCCGCGCACUGGUGUCGAAAUGGAACAAGCCCUCCUGCCACGUCGGCCAAGGACUACCGGCUCAGAGCGACCACGACCGAUUGUGGUCAUUCAGGAGGCAUCGGACGCUGGACAUGGUAAUUCUGCCAUGACUGCUGGUGGGAUUGAACUUGAGUGGGACACGCAGGCACGUUCUGAGGGCAGUUCUAGUCGAGGGAUGAAAACGCGAUCUCGCACAUUAAGUCUGCCUCGCCAUGCAUUUCGGACAAUUGCGACAUCGUCAGAUUCUUCCUCUCAACCUAGCCCAAUUACACCGGCUCUAGCGCAAAGCGAGGUACCUCAGGUUCAGAUACAGCGUAGCGAUCCUCAGACCGUGAGGGACUCGAUAUGGUCACAAAACUCGUCGACGUCUUCCUCAGCAUACCCUGCAUCCACAGUCACUGGCAGCCAUACUACUACCGAAUCCUCCCUUCCGUACACUCUCGACAGCCACCAGGAUGACCAACAUGCCUUCUCACUGGAGAUCGUCUCUCCAGAGAAAACGGAGUUCGAUGCAGACGAUGUCUCAUAUCGUCUUCGCUUACUCAUGAAUAACAGCUACUUUCUGCCACCUGCUCACGCAAAGCCCACUCCGUCAUACCUAGCAUCUCCCGGUUCACCAGGCUCAAAAAAGGUGUCGCCCAAGUCCUCCAAUCUCAAUAUUCUAGAUUUCUUCCGAAUUGGGAAGCCGAAGUUGAAGACUACGCCGGCUUUAUCCCCUCUGACAGCCGGGAAUCCUGGAGGACCAGUUCUACGAACGACUUCGGACUCCACAACUGCCUCUGGUUACUUGCCGCGUCCUGAAGUGCGCUCGGCACCCCAGACUCCCAUCCGUGCCCCACCUCCAAAUAUGGUCCGGGUAGUGGUAGUGCGAGAGACGAUGGAAGAUCUUGCGACAGCUGCAAAGGAGGCUGAGCGAGACCUCAAAACAAAGGCGGCUGUCCGUAAAAAGAGGAGUCAACUCAUGUCGACCCGGAGAAAUCAACAGGUAGAUGUCAUCGACCCUACUGACGCCGUAGACUUACCACCGCCGUCAUCGAGCUAUCCAUUUGCGGUUCAAGCUUCCAAUCUGCAAGGACUGGGUGUGAGGGACUCCAUUGGCGCUGCGUUGCUCGCGGAGCGGCUACCUCCUGGCAGUCCGGGCAUAUGGUCCCUAAGUUCUGAUGACACCUGGCGCAAAGCUCUCCUUCAUGAGGCUGUUACUCACUCGUUUAGCAGCUCUGCUACGAGCUCGCGUGCGACGACGUCGACCAAUGGGUCGUCCUCUCCAUCUCCAACGCCUCCAUCGGCGAGCACACCUACCUCACCGGAAUCCCGCCCGUCUGACGAUUCUCAUACUACUGCCGAACACAGGGUUGGUCAGAGGAUACUGGAGGACAUCCGGGUUAGCAACAACGCAGACGAGCAGCAAAGUCCAACUAUUCUUACUCAGUCAUUUUACCCACCUAUGACUAGUAAUAGUCUUGCCAUGUUCUUGACUACGCCCAUUUCGGAUGCUACACCGUUGCAUACGCCACUCAGUCGAGCAGCUUCUCCUACUCACGGCCAUGCGCUGUCUCCCGCUCCAAGGAGGCAAAUGAGCAAUCCGCAGUUCUCAUCAUCGCGGCAGGGCCCUUCGGACUCCGCGGCGCAAGGGGUCAACGUUGAGGGGUCGUCAGGACUGUCUCCGCCAUCAGCACAGGCUCUGCGGAAAUCGCUGUCCUUUGCGGGCCUCACUGAUGCGCAUGACGUUAGUUCAGGUGCUGGCAGGGCCAUCUUCUCGCUCAGCCCGCCUCCUGCGGCGCCAGCACAGUUGUCCCCGUCCUCAGAGGAGCACAACCUGCGCACUUCACCGUCCAUCUCUUCCUAUCAAAGCAUGGUAAGCGGCUCUCGUCAGUCUGAUGAGCUGUCAUAUGCAACCGCAGAAGAUUCCGAUGGUGAGCAGCAUGAGAAGCUCAGGCCGUCUGUGUCGCUGUCGGUCAUGACUGACAAUCGACCGUCCAUGUCCCUGUCUGAGUACUCACAACCCUCUCCCACGGUGUCUGCAUUCCAUGAUGCGAUAUUUGGCAGUUAUCGGCCUGUGUCAGUGUUGUCCCGAAGGAGCUACCUUCCUGCUGUUUCUGGAUCAUCAGCGCUGCCCUCAUUACCUACAGCUGUUUCUGAUCCUGGACAUUAUGUAGUCUCACCGACUUCACGUAUUCCGUCUUUGACGGACCCGAUUGCGUCACCUCCGCCCCAAUCACCUUUACCCGGGCCUGUUGGCCGCCCAUCACUGUCCUCUCGUGCCUCCACCGAUCCCGGUCGCCCUUUUAUCGCAGAGUCAACCUUCUGCGUAGGAGUUGAUUCUUCCUUGAAUCCUUCUACAAAUUCCCUCGACUUUCACACACCUAUGGCGCCUCUAUCGGAACGGCGAGGUCGCUCCUCCGGACUGUCGCUCCUUAUUCCGACCGAAGCUCCCACUCCUUCCAUACACUCGGCGCCGGCGCCGGCAUCGCCAACCGCGUUCUUCGAUCACAUUGAGGAUGCAAUGUCCGAGUUUGGCGCGUUCGACGAGAGCGAGGACGAAGAAGCGUCUCCUGAACCUGCCCACAUGUUUUUUGGCGCUCGCGGACGAGCUGACCCUAACUGGACUAUCAGCCCAGGAGUGUCCCUAACGCGUUUGGGCAACUACUCAUCUCCCCAUAUAGCAUCUUCUUCCAUUGGCAUCAGCGGUGCUGAUAGGAAGAAACCGAUUGUGAACGUGCCAAAGCGGCCGCGUCGCUCGAGCUACUUCUCGAAGAAGAAAGCGUUGCUCAAGGACGACCCUACGCUGCCCUUCAAGGAGACGGCUGCAGGACAUAGUCAUAGCUCCGGCAGUGCCAUGCAUGGUUCCGUGGCUCGUCGUAUUUCGAGAAGGAGGCCUGCGACGGCUGGUGCCGCAGAGGACAGGUCAAAAUGCUUCCAGCGCGAGUCCAUCCAGAUGUUUGAUGGCAUGCUCGUUAGGCACCUGGAGGCCGAGCGAGACACCAUCAGGCGCAUUACCUCUAACAUGUCGAGUUCCAGAAGUUGA